Dissoconium aciculare CBS 342.82 is the source of this 2058-nucleotide messenger RNA. RefSeq lists its product as uncharacterized. Lineage: Eukaryota; Fungi; Ascomycota; Dothideomycetes; Mycosphaerellales; Dissoconiaceae. The coding region runs from base 1 to 2058 and encodes 685 amino acids. The record is from RefSeq and is a predicted model, not a curated record. The transcript has a single exon.
AUGGCGUCCGUGCUCAGGCAGAAGCAGUCAGCUGCAGGCCACCUAAACCAGGCUGAAUACUCCACAUAUCCUUCAUCGUUGUCUUCAUACCUCAACCGCCCUCUACCCCCCCUGCCCACCAACAUCUCAUCACACAUUAACCACAUUGAUGCAUCAUCAAGAUGGUCUCACUCCAGCUCCAACAACACUGUCUCAUCGAGCUCGGCAUUUCUCUUCACUACCAACGAUGAAGGUUAUGAUGUGGCUGAAUUUCACCGUAGCGCAGCCCUCAUGCUCGCGGGCCAUGGUUCCAUGCCACGUGCUGACCACGCGGCGGUGAUAUCAGCAGACCGCCUACACCCGUGCCACGCAUCUCGCGAGGUUGAAUCCGAGUCCGAGUCCGUUUCCGGUCAGGUCAGGUCCUUUCCUUGCUCACGUGGAAAGUCGUGCUCCACACGAUUCUGUCUACGACGCCAUAGCGAGACAUGCGUCGAAGCCGACCAGGGUCUUGAUCUCUCAAGCGACGUGAUAUACACUCCUUCAGUCCAGCUCGAAUGCAAUAAUUCCCUUGCCUCUGGCGACGACGCCGUUCUGUCCAUUCUAGACGGCACAACUGUCUCGCGGCAGUUCUGGAUUCAUCAUGGCGAUCACACUUGGCACCAUCCUGCGAGUAGCCCGCGAGAUUCUGGUCCCCACACCAGCAAUGCUAUAAUGGACACUGUGAGCAAUGCCAUGAGCUGCGUCACGCGGCCUGGCUUCCAACCAUCCUUCAUCCAGUGCGAGCUGUGCGGCGACUGUUUCAACUCUCACAGUGAGGAGGAUUUUGCCAACCACAUUGGACAACAUUCGCUUGAUUUUGCCGAAAAGCGUCAUGAGUGUGACGAGUGUAAGAUAUUCUUCGCCAGCAAAAGGGAUCUACGGCGACAUUUGCAAUCUGCGCUUCUCACCCAGCAUUGCGGCUUGAAUUUUGUUCACACCAAUGAUAAAGGAGACGAUGAGUCCUGCUGUACUGGUCAUCACCCACCAACAUACUUCAAGGCAUGCUUGCCCAGCGAUCACGAGUUGAUGGCGGGUCAUCUUUGGGCGUGGGAGUCGUCCCAACUAGAAGCACAUCGACGCAUUGUUGCUGAGGUACUGACAGCGAAGCUGCAUUAUCAGAAGCGAUCUGCGCCGCCUACCCUCAAUGUCAUCUCGACGUCACCUCCUUCACCAACAUGUUCCUUGGCGUCAUCUACUUCAGAAUACUCGGUCGAAUCAUUUACACCAUCGAGACUUUCUUCGCUAUCCGUAUCAGCAUCGCUGACAUCUACAUCAAUUCCUCCACUUCAAUUUUCCUCUAAAAGCAAGCGUGCAGCCAUCAUUCCGCACAGAGUGUCCAUCAUCCAAGAUGAGUCUCGUCCUGAAGAGCUUCGCCGGCCAUCAUCUGCACUCUCAUUUGCUCCAUCGCCUCAACUAUCUGCGCUUUGCGUUUCUACUUCGACAGAUGAUUCCUUCCGCAACAGUCUAGAACGAGACAGCACACGAUGCGACUCGUUACUCGUCGACGACUUUCUUUACAAACAAAUACUUCUCGACAUUUACGCUGGAAACCGCACACACAUCACCGAUGAUGAUGCGAAUGACGACUUUAUCCCAACGCCCGCAAUGACUUACUACACCAACGAAGUGGACGCUCGUCCUGAUUCAGGAGUUCUUCCGAAUGAUUCUAUGUCCUACUAUGCCAUUUCAUCACAAUUCUUCGCCGUUGACACACAUUCAACAUUCUUGUCGCGACCGUCGACUUCUUCUUCCAACCCAAUCUCUUCCGUUGCACACAACAUCAAGAAGGAAAUUUUUCCUCAGCAGAGCAGUCUGCGUAACCUGGCUCGAUUUUAUCGCCGCAAGACAAAACACAGGCUCGCACCCGCAGAUUCACUGUUCGACUCCGCCUCUGCAUCAAGUUCUUCUUCACUCUCGAGCAGCCUCAUCGAGGACGAAAAGCCCUUUUCAGGUGAAGAGAGGAUAUUUCAGGACCGAGAGAAUACGGUUCGUGGGAAUGGCAUGCAAUCCGCAUCCCAUGCCGUCCUCGGUGCGGCAUGA